AUGUCGUGGUUAUUUGGCGUGAAGCCCACCCCACCGCCGGAAAUUCCGGCUGAUUACAAUCCUCAAGGUGGAGCACCAGGACAAGAUCAUCCUGGCCAAGGUCAACAACAGCAGCAGUCCUCUCGAAUGGCUUAUUCGUUCGAUUCGACAGCUCUAGAAAGGGCAGCCAAGGCGGCUAAAGAACUGGAAAGAUUUCCAAAUGCCAAAGAGGCAUUGGAAUUGAGCCGGAUGCAGGAAUUGACCAGGCAGAAGGAAGUAGAACAGCAGACAAAGCAACUAGAAGCACAAAUACAAGCAAUGAAGUCUGACCAGACCCGUAUAGCAGAGGAGGAGCGUAGGAAAACAUUGAAUGAGGAAACAAAGCAUGCAAGAGCUCGAGCAGACUAUCAAGAUCAAUUGGCUCGGAAGCGGGCUGAUGACGAAUUGGCAAUGAAAGCAAGAAUGCAGGAAGAGAGUCUUCGUAAGCAGGAAGAAAGUGUGAAGAAACAAGAAGCACUAAGGAAGGCAACGAUCGAACACGAGCUUGCGCUUAAACAUAAAUAUGAACUAGAGAAGAUCGACGCCGAGACCAGGGCACGAGCUAAGGCGGCUAGAGAGAAUCGUGAUGUCAAUUUGGAGCAGAUGAAACUACAUGAGGAGGAAAACAGAAAAACAGUUAUUGAAAAGAUCAAGACAAGUGGUGCUAUCUUAGGAGCAGGGCUUCAGGAUUUCCUCUCAGACAAGACUAAAAUGACCGCCGCUGUUGGUAGUUUAACCGCGUUAGCAAUUGGAUGGUAUGUAGCGAAACGUGGAACUGGAGUUGUUGCCCGAUACGCCGAGGCUCGUUUGGGCAAGCCAAGUCUCGUUCGUGAAACAUCCCGUGUAACCCCGAUUGAAACCUUGAAACAUCCUAUAAAAACGGCGAAGAUGAUCUUCAGACCGAAACAUGAUCCGCUGAAAGGAGUUGUUUUGGCGCCAAAUUUGGAGAGGCAACUAAGAGACAUCGCGAUUACCACUGCAAACACGAGAAGAAAUAAGGGUUUGUUCCGCAACGUACUGUUCUAUGGGCCUCCGGGAACGGGUAAAACACUGUUCGCCAAGAGUCUAGCUCAGCACAGUGGUUUGGACUAUGCUAUAUUAACUGGUGGUGAUAUUGCUCCAAUGGGUCGUGAAGGAGUGUCAGCCAUCCAUAAAGUUUUCGACUGGGCUCAAAGCAGCCGCAAGGGCCUUAUCGUGUUCAUCGAUGAAGCUGACGCCUUUCUACAGAAACGAUCAAAAGAAAUCAUGUCGGAAGAUACUCGAGCCGCUCUGAAUGCAUUCCUCUUCCGCACCGGAGAACAAUCCAGACGCUUCAUGCUCGUCGUGGCUUCAAAUCAACCCGAACAAUUCGACUGGGCCGUCAAUGACCGUUUGGAUCAGUUGGUGGAGUUCGAACUCCCUGGUAGACCAGAACGAGAACGCAUUCUCCUGCAGUACUUCGAAGAGCACAUCGCUAAACCAGCCACAAGUGGUGCUCGCGGACAGCGCUUAAAGCUUGCGAGUUUCGAUUGGGUGGAGAAAUGUGCUCGCGUUGCUGACAUGACGGAAGGAAUGAGUGGAAGAGAGCUCAGCAAACUUGUCAUAGGAUGGCAGGCAUCAGCGUAUGCUUCGGAGGAUGGUGUUCUCACCUCUGAGAUGAUCGAUCGGAACACUAAAGAUGCUGUGGCACAACAUCACCACAAAAUGGAAUGGCUUGAAAAGGAACAACUCGCCGCAAGAAACAAAGAGGUCAUGUUCGGUACUAAACUCAAAAGAGAAACAGCCGUUUAG
Messenger RNA from Necator americanus (New World hookworm), 1788 nucleotides. RefSeq lists its product as uncharacterized. Lineage: Eukaryota; Metazoa; Nematoda; Chromadorea; Rhabditida; Ancylostomatidae. The transcript is spliced from 17 exons. The record is from RefSeq and is a predicted model, not a curated record. Gene Ontology annotation, cellular component: mitochondrion. Gene Ontology annotation, molecular function: zinc ion binding; ATP hydrolysis activity; ATP binding. Gene Ontology annotation, biological process: mitochondrion organization. Bases 1 to 1788 code for a protein of 595 amino acids.